Chanos chanos (milkfish) is the source of this 862-nucleotide messenger RNA. RefSeq names its product NAD(P)H dehydrogenase, quinone 1 (gene nqo1). NCBI's taxonomy places the organism in Eukaryota, Metazoa, Chordata, Actinopteri, Gonorynchiformes, Chanidae. Bases 20 to 853 code for a protein of 277 amino acids. The record is from RefSeq and is a predicted model, not a curated record. The transcript has 6 exons. Gene Ontology annotation, cellular component: cytosol. Gene Ontology annotation, molecular function: NAD(P)H dehydrogenase (quinone) activity.
GUUACCUGGAGCACGCAAAAUGGCAAAGAAGACUGUGCUAAUUGUAUAUGCUCAUCAGAGUCCUGGCUCCUUUAACUCAGCUGCACUGGAUGUAGCAGUGGAGACACUACAAAAGCAAGGCUGCAAGGUCAUGGUGUCUGAUCUCUAUGCCAUGAACUUUAAAGCAACAGCAACAGCAGAGGAUUUCAAAGGUGAUCUGAAGAAUCCAGAUCUUUUCCGGUACGGGGAGGAAGGAAUGCUUGCUUGGAAGGAGGGUCGACUUAGUGAUGACAUUGUAGCUGAGCAACGCAAAGUGGAGGAAGCUGACCUCAUAAUUUUUCAGUUUCCUCUUUACUGGUUCAGUUUCCCCGCCAUCAUGAAAGGCUGGAUUGACAGAGUUUUUACAUCAGGAUUUGCGUUUUCACUGGAGAAGUUGUAUGGAAAUGGCGUAUUUAAGGACAAAAAGGCGAUGUUGUCAUUCAGUACUGGAGGUAUGGAGUCCAUGUUCCUCCCUGACGGCCUCAAUGGAGACUUAAAUGUCAUACUGUGGCCAUUACAGAACUGUGUGCUGCACUUCUGUGGGUUUCAGGUCCUAGCUCCCCAGACAUUUUGGGCCCCAGCACAUUCUCCCCCAGAAGUGCGAACAUCCAUGCUGAAAGCCUGGCGAGAAAGACUGCAAGAGAUCUGGACAGAAAAUACUCUGCACUUCGCACCCAUAGACCUCUUUGACCUUAGUCCUCAGGGGCAAUUCCGUCUUCGCCCUGAGGUGAAAGAGGAAUACAGUCAUCGUCGCUAUGGCAUUACCACAGCACACCACAUAGGCAGGCCUCUACCUCCGAACAACCAGACCAAACCUGUUUCGGAUAGCAGAUAAAUCACAGAA